AUGGCGCACUUUGAGAUCGUCAUAUUUUCUCUAGCAGCUUUUUGUUUUUUUGUUGCUGAGACUGAAACGAGUCCAACAGUGGAAUCUACCACAAAGCCUGAACCGCUAGCUGCUUCGUCAGAGGAAACAGGACAAAUUCUCAAGGAAAAGGAAGAUGAAUUACUUGACCACUUAAGUAGUGAGUGUCCAUGCACACCAAAUAACAUUUGGCUUGAUCUAUUCUUCCUUCUCGAUUCUUCUUCUGCAAUGACGCGAAGUAGUUUUCAGUUCGUUACCGCAUAUGUGGAAUCUGUACUUUACCAGAUGUCAGUUGGGUUAAGUGAUGGACAAGAAACACGAGUUGGAUUUAUUACUUACGGCAAAAAUGCGAAACUGCUCUAUAAUCUUUCCUUCUGGGACUCCACCAACAAACUAGUGAAUUAUAUGAAUUUAUCCUUGGAGAGUAGCUUGGGAACAGAUAUUGAGGGUGCUAUACGACUAGCUGAAGCCAAUUUUAUCCCGCCUCAUCAUCGUCUCAACGCCAGGAAGGUUAUAGUCAUCAUCGCCUCCGCAUUUCAGAGUGGAACUUACCAUGAUCCUAUGGUGGCUGCUAACACGUUUAAAGAAGAUGGCGGCAUCAUUAUUACUGUUGAAUAUGUGCAAGUUCAUGGAGAUCCGGUUCCUUUGCUUGACACUUUGGCCAGUCCUGGAUAUACUCUCACUAACCGCUAUAGCAAACUUGAUUCUUUGGACCUUAUUCGUUUAUUCUGCAAAGCUAAUUGCUUCUGUCCUACCAACUACAAACCAUACAAAAUGAAAGACAAUAUACCAUAUGGAGGAUGUUACAAAAUUUCAACACUUCCUGCUAUUCAGAUGCUGGCUCAAAGAAGUUGCAAUCGACAUUUCAACGGGUCACUUGCGGUUGUACAAAGCCAGGAUAAAGCUGAUUUCCUUCUCAACAUGAGGCGCUCGAAUUCAUCAUUUUGGAUUGGUCUGAACUACAAGGAUCGAGGUUAUCAUUGGAUUAACGGAGACGAAUUGAAUAACGGUGACUUCAAAGCGUGGGCUUUCGGUUAUCCGGAUUCCGAGCAGGGAGAUUGUGUGAAGAUGCAGAGAUGCGACACUUGUCAGGGAAAAGUUGCAUGGUUCAACGAGCGCUGCGGAAGGGACCUCGUGUAUGCGUGCCAAACCACAGCUUGCAGUACAGAUCAUUACUGUCCUCACCUGAGAUAA
Messenger RNA from Necator americanus (New World hookworm), 1212 nucleotides. RefSeq lists its product as uncharacterized. The coding region runs from base 1 to 1212 and encodes 403 amino acids. NCBI's taxonomy places the organism in Eukaryota, Metazoa, Nematoda, Chromadorea, Rhabditida, Ancylostomatidae. The transcript is spliced from 13 exons. The record is from RefSeq and is a predicted model, not a curated record.